Molecule: messenger RNA, 1137 nt
Organism: Penicillium mononematosum
Lineage: Eukaryota; Fungi; Ascomycota; Eurotiomycetes; Eurotiales; Aspergillaceae
Product: putative integral membrane protein
Exons: 3
Coding region: 1-1137 (378 amino acids)
Source: RefSeq, a predicted model, not a curated record
AUGGUUGUUACUUUCCCUAUAGAAACGCCAGCCCAAAGGCAGGUCUUGGGCGUGGCUAUCGCUUUCUCCGUUCUAGCCGUAGCAGCGGUAUGCCUGCGACUGCUAGCUCAUCAUCUUGCGCGUAAGCGAUGGAUCUUGAGUGACUAUUUCAUAAUUGCCGGUGGCAUCUUCGCCGUUGGCCUCCAGUCCAUCAGCAUCACCGGCGUGAUACAAGCGGGCAUCGGUUAUGAUCAUGUCCCUGCAAUUGCAAUCAAAUUUGGCACCCAGCCGAUCACCAAACUCCUUCAGUUAAUUAUCCCAUUGCAAUUUCUCUGGGUUCUGAGUCUCAGCUGUACAAAGAUCUCCAUCUUGUUCUUAUAUCUUAGCAUAUUCCCUGUCACUUGGGUCGUGCGAGUAUCCUGGGCAACGAUGGGUGUGAUUGUCGCCUGGACUAUUGGGACAAUACUGGCUGGAUGUCUGAUCUGUCGGCCCUUCGCUUUUAACUGGGACCAGACUAUUCCUGGGGGAUCGUGCGGUAACCAGGUCACCUCAUUCACGGCGACAGGUGUUAUAAACCUUGUUACCGACGUUGUUGUCCUGGUGACACCGAUGCCGCUGCUAUAUAAGCUGCAAAUGGCCAGGUAUAAGAAAGUGACAUUCAUCACUAUCUUCGGGCUGGGAGCAGUCACAUGUAUCAUCAGCAUUCUUCGUAUCUCCAUACUCUCCACGAUGGAUUUCACCGACAUCACCUACUCGAUUCCACGUGCCAACAUCUUCAGUGGCCUAGAGCCCUGUCUCGCUGUAAUCCUCGCAUCGGUCCCUAUGAUGCGCCCCCUCCUAGGGCGUUCAGCAUACACACCUGAGGUGACAGCUCGCCCAUCGAAUAAAUGUUCGUCUCCGUCUGGAAGAUCCAGGUCUACUGGCGAUGGCGAAUUCCAGCCGCUGCAGGAUGACUCAAGUGAGCUGUGUUUACGACCAAUCGGGCCAAAGCAUGAGGUUGGCAUCGCAGUUCAAAACCCCGCAGAGACGGGAGGGGUAUCCCGUAGGAGCGGAGAGUCUCUUGAAGCUGGAGAGAGCAGGGAUAUGAAUCAGAGGGAGAAAGGAGGCUUGGGGAUUUCAGUGAAGCAGGAAUGGGCUGUGUCUCAUGGACUGAAGUGA